This is a messenger RNA of Melospiza georgiana, 3458 nucleotides long. It is a transcript of the gene SMARCAL1, whose product is annotated as SWI/SNF related, matrix associated, actin dependent regulator of chromatin, subfamily a like 1. The coding region runs from base 222 to 3356 and encodes 1044 amino acids. Gene Ontology annotation, biological process: DNA repair; replication fork processing. The transcript is spliced from 17 exons. Gene Ontology annotation, cellular component: nuclear replication fork. Gene Ontology annotation, molecular function: ATP-dependent chromatin remodeler activity; ATP binding. Lineage: Eukaryota; Metazoa; Chordata; Aves; Passeriformes; Passerellidae. The record is from RefSeq and is a predicted model, not a curated record.
CUCGCUGCUGUGUGAAGGUCCGUGACCUGCGAACGGAGCUUUCUCAGGAGGAGCUGGCUCUGUCCUGUGGGGUUCAGCAUGUAUGUGCCACGCUGUGUGAGAUACCCAGGAACCGAAGGUGAACAGGGAAGACUGGCCUCUCUUCCUCUAAAGAAGCAGUUGCCUCUGUGAUUAAUUCCCAAUGUAGUUUUGGUAGAGACUUGUUGUUGGAAUUGUUGAAGAUGUCGUCAGGCCUUACUGAGGAGCAGAAGAGGAGGAUAGAGGAGAACCGGCGGCUGGCUUUGGCCAGGAGGGCAGAGAGGUUGGCAGCCCAGGGCACUGGGCACGGGGGCAUCGCUGCAGCUCCGCACACCGGGCACGGGCUGGGCAAGCCGGGCGGCUCCAAGGAGGAAAACAAUCAUGUCGGGUUCACCAGCCAGCCCCCACUCAAUCCAAACACACCUGUGGAGCAGAGGAGCUGUCUCCAGAAAGGCUAUAACCAUUACACAGCCAAGCAACAGAUGGCUGGCUCACACAGAGAGCAGCAGAAGAGUUGUUCAGAGGACUCGGAGCAAGCAAGUGGCCUAAAGCAGUUCCCUGCGAUGAUCCCGAAUUCUCUGAGUUAUUCCCAUAAACAUUUCUUGGAUGCUGGUAGUCAGGAAGAUGGACAGCACACUUCUGUUAAUCAUGGAACAUUCCAGCAGCCCAAAUGCAACCCAGCAUUCAAAAACCCCACAGGACCAGCUCAUCCAAGAUUCACUGAUAAUAGGCACCCUGAGGGUAGUAAAGAUUUACAAACUCAGGACAAAUCUGCCAUUAACUAUGUUUCGCCACCAGUCUGUGUUCUCGUGAGCGAUUCAGAAAUGCUGGCAAAUAUAAACAUACCUACAGAAAGAACAGGGGGAGGUUUUGUCUCUCAGGCCAGUGAUGGGAUGCAGAAGCUGGCCACCUCUGCUGGUGUAGGCUCUGCCUUUGAAGCUGCCUCUCACAAGAAAGCAAAUGUUAUAAAAGCUAGUAAAGAUUUACAAACUUGGGACAAAUCUGCCAUUAACUAUGUUUCGCCACCAGUCUGUGUUCUCGUGAGCGAUUCAGAAAUGCUGGCAAAUAUAAACAUACCUACAGAAAGAACAGGGGGAGGUUUUGUCUCUCAGGCCAGUGGUGGGAUGCAGAAGCUGGCCACCUCUGCUGGUGUGGGCUCUGCCUUUGAAGCUGCCUCUCACAAGAAAGCAAAUAAUGUUACAAAAGGAAAAUGUGUGAAAUAUGGGGAAGACCGAUUCCAAGUUGAAAUAGGGUACAAUGCUGAACUUAUUGCUGUGUUUAAGAAGGUUCCAAGCAAAGCCUAUGAUCCUGCUAUGAAAAAAUGGAAUUUCAGCAUGGAAGAUUACAGCAGUGUCUUGGAAGCAGCCAAUCAACUUUCAUCAGUAAUUCUGGCACCACUGGAAGGAGAAAGUGUGGUUGGCCUGGCAUCAGGCUCUCAUUUUGUUGGCAGCAGGGUUGAUGUGAAAUCCCUCUUGAAGAUGUGUAAGAGCUGGAAGAAGCCCUCAGCCCUGGUCAAAGGGAAGUGUGUGCUCAUCUCCCGCCUGCGAUUUGAGGUCGAUGUUGGGUAUUCUGCAGAAGUGAUUGCAGUGUUCAAAAAGAUGGAUUCCAGAAAUUAUGAUAUGAAUACCAGAAAAUGGAAUUUCCUGCUGGAGGAUUACCCCAAACUAAUGCAAGAGUUACUGAGCCUCGUGUCCGUAGAAGUGGAGCCACUGCCUGAAGCAGUAAUUAAGACCUUUGCUGCUCAGCUCCAGAGAUCUCCAUCACUGACAGACAUUCCUGAUGCUGACCUUUCAGGAGUGGACUCCAAAAUUGUGACGAGCCUCAUGCCCUUUCAGCGGGAAGGUGUGAAUUUUGCCAUUUCCAGAAAGGGACGUUUGCUGCUGGCAGAUGACAUGGGCCUGGGCAAGACCAUCCAGGCCAUCUGCAUUGCUGCCUAUUACCAGCAGGAGUGGCCCUUGCUGGUGGUCACUCCUUCUUCUGUGAGGUUUACAUGGGCAGAGGCAUUCCACAGAUGGCUUCCAUCCUUGAGUCCAGGAAGCACCAAUGUCGUAGUGAGUGGGAAAGACAACCUAACAGGAAGCUUGAUCAACAUCAUCAGUUUUGAUCUCCUCAGCAGGAUGGACAAGCAACUUAAGAGCACAUUCCAAGUAGUUAUUGUUGAUGAAUCUCAUUUCCUGAAGAACACAAAAACUGCACGCUGCCAAGCUGCCAUGCCUCUACUCAAGGCUGCCAGGAGGGUGAUCCUGCUCUCGGGAACGCCGGCCAUGUCGCGGCCCGCGGAGCUGUACACGCAGAUCGCCGCCGUGCAGCCCGGCUUCUUCCCGCUCUUCCACUCCUUCGGCCUGCGCUACUGCGACGCCAGGAAGAUGCCAUGGGGUUGGGACUACUCUGGAUCAUCCAACUUAACUGAACUGAAAAUUUUGCUGGAAGAGUCCAUCAUGAUCCGACGUCUGAAGUCAGAUGUGCUUUCCCAGCUUCCAGCAAAGCAACGCAAAAUGGUCGUGGUGGCUCCUGAAGGCAUUAGUGCAAAGACCAAAGCUGCCUUGGCAGCUGAAGCCAAGAAGAUGGCCAAAGGAUAUGAAAGUAAACAACAGGAGAAGGAAGCUCUUCUUGUCUACUUCAGCAGAACAGCAGAAGCCAAAAUCCGCUCAGUCGUAGAGUACAUCCUGGAGUUACUGGAAAGUGGGAAGAAUAAAUUCCUGGUGUUUGCUCAUCACAAGAUAAUGCUGGAUGCAGUAGCUGCAGAGCUGAAGAAGAAACAUGUCGAGCACAUUCGCAUCGACGGCUCCACAUCCUCAGCUGAGCGUCAGACUCUGUGCCAGAAGUUCCAGCUCUCAGAGAAGCAGGCUGUGGCUGUCCUUUCCCUCACUGCUGCAAACAUGGGCCUCACAUUGUCUGCUGCAGAUCUGGUGGUGUUUGCAGAGCUCUUCUGGAACCCAGGGAUUUUGAUCCAAGCAGAAGAUCGGGCACACCGAAUUGGACAGACCAGCUCUGUUAAUGUUCACUACCUGGUGGCUAAAGGCACAGCAGACGACUACUUAUGGCCAAUGAUUCAGGAGAAGAUCAAAGUGCUGGGUGAAGCUGGUCUUUCAGAAACCAAUUUCUCUGAAACAGCUGAGUCAACUAAUUACUGUCCUAAGACAGAUCCAAAGCAGAAGACAAUCUUUGACCUUUUCCAGAAGACCUUCUCUGAGAGCAGAGAUGAUGCUGAUGAUGUUUUGUUUUUGGAGGCAGCUGAUGCUGGCUGUGAGUUUGACUCUGGCACUGCCCUGCAAGACAGAGAAGCAGAGGCAUGUUCAGUGAGUCCCAAAAAAAAGCGGCGUAUUGAGGAAGUGUAAAUGGUGACAGCUAAAAAUAGCAGCUUAGAGAAUAUUUUUUUAUUAAAAUAGAAAAACCAAAAGCAAUCAUAUAUUAUUUUUUGAAUUUUUGAAAUUUUUGAA